GUGCAUUCACAGGAUUCUCGUCCAUUGUCCCUCCACCGCAGUUGACCGCCGGCCCUCGACAGCAACCCUUUUUAACCCACCCCACCCCACCCCACCCACCAGCUAAACCACUUUUUCCAAGGCAAACGCGCAUUUGGACUCGAUCGUGCGCUGUUAAAUUACUAUAAAUAAUCAAACGUGGAAUAUAGUUUACUCCUCACCAACCCUUUUUAACAUUUCAUUCUCUCUCUCUCAUUUAGGGUUGAAAGAACUGCACGCUGUUCCUGUUGUUUGGUUUUUGCGAUAAUUAUAAUUUUGAAGAAAAUGGGAGGUUUUGGGUUGAAUGGAUCUGAUGAAGAAGGCAUAGCUACAAGGCUAUGGAAUAAGUUCAAGAAUGAAAGGGUUUCUGUUCUUUACAGUCCUUUUAUAAUUUGCUUAGCCUCUGGUACAUUGGAUUCUCACACUUUUCUUCAUUGCAUCUCUCAAGAUGUCUACUUUCUUCAAGCUUUUGCUCAGGCGUAUGAACUAGCAGAGGAAUAUGCAGAUGACGAUGAAGACAAGGAAGCCAUUACAAAGUUAAGAAAACGCGUCUUGAAGAGGCUUAGAAACCUAGAUACUCUUAUCCAUGAAUGGGGCUUUGAGUCCCCAAAAGAGAGCAUGUGCCAAACUGCAACUGUCAAAUACACAGAAUUCUUGCUGGAAACAGCAGCAGGGAAAGUGGGAGGAGAGAAAUUCCCCGGUAAAAUCGUUACUCCGUUUGAGAAAACAAAAAUCGCUGCAUAUACACUGAGUGCCAUUGCACCCUGCAUGAGGCUCUACAACUUUGUUAGUAAGGAGAUCCUGGCUCUUUUAGACCCCGAGGAAAGUAAACACAUUUACAAGAAGUGGCUUAAUAGUCUCUCCUCGGAAAAAUUUGAGGCUUCAGCUGGAAGGAUUGAAGUCAUGCUAGAUAAAUUAAGCGUUUCUUUGACUGGUGAAGAGCUAGAAGUUGUAGAAAGGCUCUAUCAUCAAGCUAUGAAACUCGAGGUAGAAUUCAUAUUGACUCAACCGGUUGUAAACCGUACCAUAGCCCCCGUUUCUCAACUCUACAACAGCGCUGAAGAGAAUCUCAUUAUAUUUUGUGACUUUGACUUGACGUGCACCGCCAUCGAUUCCUCUGCACUUCUAGCAGAGAUUGCAAUUGUAGCAGCAAGUAAGGCUGAUCUUAGUGGCGGUGAAACACAAUCUUCUCAGAUGUCAUCUGCUGAUAUCCGAAUGAUGUGGAGUAAUCAUUUCAGCCAGUACAUAGAAGAGUAUGAACAAUGCACAGAAAGCAUCAUGCCCAACGAAGCAGUCAAGGGACUUGAUUAUGAAGGUCUAAGCAAAGCAGUUGAGCAAAUAUCCAACUUUGAGAAGAGGGCAAAUUCAAGAGUGAUUGAUUCUAAUUUACUGAGAGGAUUGAAUCUAACAGACAUAAUAAGGGCUGGGGAGCACCUCACUUUUCAAGAUGGUUGUAAACAGUUCUUCAAGGAUCUUAUGAAAAGUGAAACUUGUGCGACCGAUUUUCACGUGUUAUCAUACUGUUGGUGUGAUGAUCUCAUUAAGUCUGCAUUUUCAUCAGGGGACCUGUGUGUGCCAAAUGUACAUUCGAACUGCUUAGUUUAUGAAGAAUCUAUUUCCACCGGCAAUAUGAUACAGAAGCUGGAGUCUCCCAUGGACAAGCUUGGAGUCUUUAAUGACAUCACCAAGGGCAGCACAAAUGAUAGCAAGCCUUUGACGGUUUACAUUGGAGGUUCAGUUGGCGAUUUGCUUUCCUUGCUCAAAGCAGAUUUUGGCAUUGUGUUUGGCUUAAGUGACAGUCUUACGAAAUUGGGGAGUCGAUUUGGUAUUUCUUUUGUUCCCUUGUUUUCCGGCUUAGUUAAUAAACAAAGAGAACUUGACGUAAGUGGUUGUUUAAACCUGAUAGGGUCCUCUGGGGUUCUUUACACUGUCUCCAGCUGGGACGAGAUUAACACUUUCAUCUUGGGGGCCAAACAAGUCCCUCCAUAUUAAAGAAAAUACACAAGUAUACAAAAAGUGACUUAUUUAGAGUAGACAAAACAUAAAGUUAGGUUAUAUCCAUGUUACAGUUAUGUUUGGUAGGGAGACUUGGAUAACGCCAAACAUUGUUGAGGAAUUAUAAAAGUUAACUCGUUCACUAUAUUGUUUAGUCGCAUCCAGUAUUGCGUACUAAACAUGUACUAGGUGGCUAAUUUUUCACGAUGGCCUCUGGUUAGCCCUUAUUUUGUUGUUGAGGGCUAACCGCAUGUGAUGGACAAUUAUAUGAGCAGGAUUAGGUAAGAUUGUUGAAGUGUAACCAUUUUCUUAAAUUCUCUACGAUGGAUUGGAUAACACGGGAUACUACUAAAGAAGAUAAACAAGUUUAGUUCUUUUUUAUUAUACUGUGUAAUCUUGUCUAAUACUGUAUACUAGACAUACACUUAUGGAUUUAAUGGCAUGGUAUUUUAGACAUGCUUGUGGAACAAGAUGUAUCUAACAUUGUUGUCUCUAUUAUUUUUAAAUUUUGGGUGAAAAGUCUUACCUAAUGUAACCUUCUUGGGGAAA
This is a messenger RNA of Olea europaea var. sylvestris, 2562 nucleotides long. RefSeq names its product bifunctional TH2 protein, mitochondrial-like. The coding region runs from base 304 to 2010 and encodes 568 amino acids. NCBI's taxonomy places the organism in Eukaryota, Viridiplantae, Streptophyta, Magnoliopsida, Lamiales, Oleaceae. Gene Ontology annotation, cellular component: cytosol. The record is from RefSeq and is a predicted model, not a curated record. The transcript has 6 exons.